UCAACAUAAAGAAUUAUGAGCUAUCCGCCUCCAAUAACAUUUUUGUAUGCUUUUCACAGACGCAAAAUUAUAGAGAAUCUGCACAUUGAGAAUGGCAUUGAUUAUGAUGUGUUGAGGACGGUUCGCUUGUCUGGCAUCAUAUUAUCCAUCAUUGUACGCAAGGAGCUGCGUCCACACAUUCUCCGCUGUUGCAUCCACAAGGUGACAUGUGGAUUCUUGAAUGCAGUCGGCAACAAGGGCGGCGUUGGUGUCAGUUUCCAAUUAAAUAAUGCAAAUCUAUGCUUCAUUAACUCACAUCUCCCCGCGCAUAUGGAGAAGAUUACGGCGCGCAACGAAGUCUACAAAGCUAUUGAGAAUGACAUGCGAUUCGGGGAAGAGGGUCGACCAUUUCGCACUAUCAGCGAUCAUGACCACAUAUUCUGGUUGGGAGAUCUCAACUAUCGCAUACAGGAGCCGCCUGGAUAUCAGCGCCCGGGGGCGAUGAGUGAUGCGUCAACCUUUGAGCAACUCUUGCAAUACGAUCAGUUACGCAAUGAGAUGCGACAUGAUCGAUGCUUCAGGGGCUACAUGGAGGGUGAUAUCAAAUUUGCACCCACAUACAAAUACGAUGUGGAUACCGAUACGUAUGACACGUCCGAAAAGCAACGAGCUCCAGCAUAUUGUGAUCGCGUAUUGUGGAAGGGUAACCGCAUAGAACAGUUGGACUACAACAGCGUCAUGGAGAUAAGACAGAGCGAUCAUAAGCCCGUCUAUGCCAUAUUUAAAGUGCAGAUUAAGACACGCGACGAGGUUAAAUACAAACGAGUGCAGGAGGAGGUGCUCAAGACUGUGGAUAAGCGUGAAAAUGACAAUCAACCCCAGAUUCAUGCACCAAAGACCGUCAUUGAUUUUGGUCUUGUACGCUUCAAUGAGCACUCAACGCUUGACUUUAAUGUCUACAACAAUUGUUCGCAACAGGUGGACUUUAAGUUUAAAGUGAAGGAUGCACCAAUUAAUGACAUUUGCGAGAAAUGGCUGCGAGUGGAUCCAUGCUCCGAUAGUCUAAUGAUUGACUCGGAACGCAGCAUACAGCUACGCAUGUUGGUCGAUCCAAAUUCCAUAACGGGACUGCUGCGAAAGAUGUGUAUGACCAGGGGUAAAUGCGAUUUUGAUAUACUCAUCUUGCAUGUGGAGUCGGGACGCGACAUUUUCAUCACUGUGACUGGCGAAUAUCAACCGUGUUGCUUUGGCCUUUCCAUGGAGACAAUGUGCCUCACGAAUCGACCUAUUUGCGAAUACAGACAGGAGGAAAUCAAGGAACUGAUGAAUGAUGUGUCGACUGAAUAUCGUGUGACGAUGCCACGGGAGUUCUUUCUACUCAUCGAUUAUCUGCACAAGCAAGGAGAUCGAUUGCGGGGCAUAUUCCAAAGUUACGAUCGCCGGAAGGCACUCAGUGCCAAGUUUAAUGAUGUACGCGAUUGGCUCGACACUUGGUCCGAGGCUGAGUUUCCUGGAACACCAGAAACAGCCGCCGAGGCUUUGCUGUUGCUGCUCGAUUUGCCCGAUCAGGCGCUGUUGGAGCCAUUUGUAGAAGAUCUACUAAUCAGUAAGAGCAAAUCAGAGGCCAUGGAGCUGAUAGCGUUGCUCAGUCCGCCGAAGCGUAAUGUCUUUAUGCAUCUCUGCAUGUUUCUGCGCGAGGGAAUUGAGCGUCACGAUUACGAGCUAUCUAAUGUUGCUUCGAUAUUCGGACGAAUUCUAUUGCGCAGCAGUAAAUGCGCUGUGACGAUAGAUUACGCGAAUCGUUGCAGUGAGUUUAUGCGGCGCUUUAUCUACAUCGAAACUUCUGAUGCAAUCGUGGGUGGCAAUGGACAUGGACCCAUUUUGCAGACAUAGUCGUUGACUCGAUCGGCCUAGACGUGAAAGAAAUUACAUUAUAUACCGACCAUAAUAUGGAUGUAAAUAAGUUGCUUAUUUAUUUUAAUUGUAA
Molecule: messenger RNA, 1966 nt
Organism: Drosophila sulfurigaster albostrigata
Lineage: Eukaryota; Metazoa; Arthropoda; Insecta; Diptera; Drosophilidae
Product: type II inositol 1,4,5-trisphosphate 5-phosphatase-like
Exons: 5
Coding region: 16-1872 (618 amino acids)
Biological process (GO): signal transduction; phosphatidylinositol dephosphorylation
Cellular component (GO): membrane
Molecular function (GO): phosphatidylinositol-4,5-bisphosphate 5-phosphatase activity
Source: RefSeq, a predicted model, not a curated record